Misgurnus anguillicaudatus (oriental weatherfish) is the source of this 2847-nucleotide messenger RNA. RefSeq names its product lysosomal associated membrane protein 1a (gene lamp1a). Lineage: Eukaryota; Metazoa; Chordata; Actinopteri; Cypriniformes; Cobitidae. The record is from RefSeq and is a predicted model, not a curated record. Gene Ontology annotation, cellular component: plasma membrane; late endosome membrane; lysosomal membrane. Gene Ontology annotation, biological process: establishment of protein localization to organelle.
GGGGUGGAUCUUACUGCCCCGCUCACAUGACUGGAACAUUCGCUGUAUGACACGCGCAUUUAUCGCUGCUAAAGACAGAAGAAAGCAUUGAUCUUUAAACAUUAUCAGACUCAUUCAUACAUCAGAUCAACAUGAGCAUCAGACACACAUUUACUGCAGCUCUCUGCUUAACCCUGAUGGGUUGUUUGGUUGUAACACACGCAGUCACACUGGAGGUGAAGGAGGGAAACUUCACGUGCAUUAAAGCUCAACUCGAUGCCAACUUCAGCAUCACCUACAACAUCACCAACGGCACGAACACAGUCGUGCUCGUGCUGCCGGACUCGGCGUCCACAAACGGCAGCGCAUGUGGCAAUGUUUCAUCACGACUGGUGGCGUCGUUCGGUGACGGUCACGUGAUGUCCAUCGUGUUCUCCAGUGACCAGCGGCUCUACAGGGUGGAAAAUCUGAGCUUACAAUACAACCUGAGUGACAGGAACACCUUCCCACAAUCCACCAGCACAAAUGUGGUUUCCCUGGAGACAAACUCUUCGGGAAUAUCGGCGAGGAUGAACAGCACAUACAGAUGUCUGAGCUCCAGCACCAUCCGUCUGAACGCCGCCGUCUCCGUCAUCUUCUCUAAUGUACGCAUGGAGGCGUUUAUGUCAGGAGGAAACAUCAGCACGGAUGAGUCUGUCUGCAGCGCUGAUCAAACGGUGACAACUGCUGCCCCACCCAAAACAACAACUGCUCCCCCAUCUCCAGUUCCCCCGGGCAUCCCAGAGCGAGGCAACUACACCGUCACCAAUGGCAACAAGACCUGUCUGCUGGCUUUAAUGGGACUACAGCUCAAUAUCACCUACUUAUCCAAAUCUCAAAACAAGACCGUCACUGAAGUCAGGAACCUGCAGCCCAAUAAGACGUCAUCAUCAGGGUCAUGUGGGGUCACAGUCAGCACACUGAAGCUGACCGAAGAUCUUCAAAUGACAAACCUGAACUUCACCUUCACAUUGAACUCGACUACACAGAAGUUUUAUUUGAGCGCUCUCAGCGUGUCCGCCAGCUGGCCUGACAUGAAAGAGACGUUCUCAGCGGUCAACACUUCUCUGGAGUAUCUGCAGGGCAGCGCCGGUCGAUCUUAUAUGUGCAGUUCUGAGCAGACGUUCGCUGUCGUGCCCACAUUCUCACUUAACACCUUCAGACUUCAACUUCAACCCUUUAACGUUACUGGAAACCAGUUUGCUGCAGCUGAAGAGUGUCGUCUGGAUCAGGAGAAUAUGCUGAUACCCAUCAUUGUUGGAGCGGCUCUGGCAGGUCUGGUGCUCAUCGUUCUCAUUGCGUAUCUGAUCGGUAGGAAGAGAACUCGUGCUGGAUAUCAGACCAUUUAAACUCCCAUCACUCCCAGUUCAUUACACUUCAUCUAUUCCCAUCAGACAGACCACAAACACACAAACAGACUCACUGGUGUGUGUGUGUGCGCAUGUGUGUGUGAACUGAAAUGUUCAGUCUGUUUUUGUACUCAAAGUGUUUCUUCCCUGCGAGAGGUCAUACGCUGUGGUCAAUAAUAUUUGUUUAAGUUUUUAAUCUGCUUGAUUUGUUUUUAAUGCUCUGAUCUCAGGGCUGCUGUUCUUAUUCUUCUGUGAUCUGUUUGUGUUUGUAAAUAAUUGUUUUAGUUAUAGAGAACUUUUAAAUGAUUCACCAUUUAAAAUCAACCUAAACCACUUAGCAAAAAAAAAUACACACAGGUGUGUGUGUGUGUGUGUGCGUGCGAGCGAGUGUGUGAGUAAAUGACUGACUUGAUGUUAAUAAUUAAUUCAAUAAUUUCUUCAUCUGUCUUUAAUCAAGAAUCGCUUUGGUAAAUUACCCAUAAUUCCACACACACAUGCAUGAUCAGCAGUUCAGUCUUGGGGCCUCAUUUAUAAAGUGUGUGUACGCAAAAAUCCACUGCAAAGUCCAUAUGUAUAAAAAUGUUGUGUUUGACGUGGAAAAGCGCUUAGCACCACGUCAGGGUCUGAACAGACGAACGCACUUUUGCUUGUCCGAUUGCUGCAGGUUUUUGUAAAUAUAAGUCUGUCUUGAUGCUCGUAAAGGAUUUAAACAUUGACAGGUGCUCUUUUUUAUGUCAAUAACAUUAAUUAAGCAUCAUUUUAAUUUAAAGAUUUGAAACUAUUUAGCUGCGCACAAUUUCCAGAUUGAUUUAUAGAUUUCACAUCUCUACAUGUGUUUUCUGUGCGCACGUUCAGAUUAUAAAUCACACGUAUGCACUUUUGAGAAAUGAUCAUAAGAUCAAAUUUUGGAUGUUUUCUACGCAGCAUUUUAUAAACGAAGCCCCUCUGGAUUGGGAAAGUCUUGUUGUCAUGUAGUGUUGGUGUGGCUGUAAUGUUUGUUCACCUUUAGUAAAAAGGGAUUAUUGUAUUAGUUUGUGUAUGAGAUCAUCUGACUCCACCCACUUUAUAAAUGAAUUCAGUUUAAUACAGUGGAGAGUUUUAGUGUCAUUUCAUUCAUAUUUCAUCUGUUACAGAUCUUAAAACGGUAUCUAUAAACUCUGUGUCAUGUUUAAAAUGAACAUCUGUGGCGUUAUCACUAACAAAAUGAUGUCAUGUUUUAUGAUGAUGUCACAUCACGCGUGCAUGUGACUAAACGCAGUCAUUUAGUGUGAAUAUUUCAGAUUCAUCACAGAUAUAAAAGCAGCAGUUUAUUACUGAAGCAACUCAUAUUUAUGUUAAAAACUCAAAUGCUGUUUGAAUCUUCAGUGAAAGAUCUACAGAAGAACAUCGACUGCUCGUCUGAUCUUUUAUUUUUCUAGAGAACGCUUCAUUAUUUUUUUAUGUAUCAGGUGUGAGGUUAAUAAAUAAUGACUUGCUCUCA